AUGACUGGAAUAUCCCAUCUUAUAUCAAAAAGAGCAAAAUCAAGACAAAGUUCUCAUUUUACAAAUGGACCAAGUGAACAACCUCCAAAAGGUUUUAAACCACAUGAAAAACCAUUAUUAUUAUCAUAUGGAACUCCAAAUGAUGGGUUUUUUCCAAUUGAUUCAAUAGAUGUAAAUUUAGUUGAAUAUCCUUUUGAACAUCAACAAAAAUUUAAUAAUUCAAUGGAAAAUUUAUCAAUUUCUGAAAAGAACCCAAAUUCAGUUCAUAUUGAAAGACAUACUAAAAACCCAAAUUUAAUUGAUUUAUCAAAAGGUUUACAAUAUGUUAAAGUUGAAGGUCAUGAUCCAUUAAUUGAAUUUACUGAAAAUUUUAUCAAAAGAACUCAUCCACCAAAUUAUGAUAAUUGGUCACUGAUAUUAACAACUGGUGCAAGUGAUGGAUUAAAUAAAGCAUGUGAUGCAAUAUUAGAUCCUGGUGAUGUUAUAUUAGUUGAAGAAUUUACUUUCACUCCAUUUUUAAGAUUUUCUGAUAAUUCUGGUGCAAUUCCCGUACCUAUAAAAAUUGAUUUGUCAAAUGAUUCAAAUGGUAUUGAUUUAAAUUAUUUAGAAAAUUUAUUAAAGAAUUGGGAUACCACGAAAUUACCAAAACCAAAAGCUCUUUAUACUAUUGCAACAGGACAAAAUCCCACUGGUUUUACUCAAACAUUAGAAUUUAGAAAAAAAAUUUAUAAAUUAGCUACUGAUUAUGAUUUUAUUAUAAUUGAAGAUGAUCCUUAUGGUUAUUUAACAUUACCAAAAUAUCAAGGACCACCUAAAAAAAAUCAAUUUGAAUUAAAAGAUCAAUUAACUUUAGAAGAUUAUUUAACAAAACAUUUAACUCCUUCUUAUUUAGAAAUUGAUGAUGUUGGAAGAGUUAUUAGAGUUGAAACUUUUUCAAAAUUAUUUGCACCAGGUUUAAGAUUAGGUUUUAUUAUUGCAGAUAAAUCAAUAAAUUUAGUUAUAAAAAAUUAUGCAGAAACUGUUAAUAGAGGUUCAUCAGGUUUAGCUCAAACUGUCGUAAAUAAUGUUAUACAGGAUAAAUUAGGUGGUGUUGAUGGUUGGUUACAAUGGGUUUUAAAAAUGAGAGCUACUUAUUCAUAUAGAAAAGAUCUUUUAUUACAAACAAUUUAUGAAUCAAAAGCUUAUGAAAAAGGGUUAGUAGAUGUAAUAGAUCCAAAAGCAGGAAUGUUUGUAACUUUAAAGAUUGAAUUUUUAAAAGAUGAUUCAGAUAUAAUUUUAAAAAUGAAAGAACUUUUAUGGAAAGUUAUAAGUUAUGGAGUUUCAGUUGUACCUGGUCAUAAUAUGACUGUUGAUAAAGAAUUUUCAAAAUCAAGAAGUAAUUUUUUUAGAUUGUGUUAUGCUCCUGCUAAUAAUGAUUAUGAAAUUAUUGAAAGUGGUAAAAGAUUAACUGAUGCUAUUUUGGAGUUUUAUGAAAAUGGUGAAAAGUUUUAG
Molecule: messenger RNA, 1491 nt
Organism: Lodderomyces pseudojiufengensis
Lineage: Eukaryota; Fungi; Ascomycota; Pichiomycetes; Serinales; Debaryomycetaceae
Gene: ARO9
Product: aromatic-amino-acid:2-oxoglutarate transaminase
Exons: 1
Coding region: 1-1491 (496 amino acids)
Biological process (GO): L-tyrosine biosynthetic process; aromatic amino acid catabolic process
Molecular function (GO): L-2-aminoadipate:2-oxoglutarate transaminase activity; aromatic-amino-acid:2-oxoglutarate transaminase activity; pyridoxal phosphate binding
Source: RefSeq, a predicted model, not a curated record